AUCUAGACACGCCGCCACUAGACCUAGCCAGUUUUCCUUCUCUGACGAACUCCGAUCACCGUGGCGACUCCCUCUGUCCCGGCGAAGUCCAGCAGCGACGGGGAAGGGCGAUAUCGCGAGGCCAGUCGACGUCUACGAAUGGUCAGCGGCGGGAGACCUCCACCGGCGACGAGGGUAGCAGCGGCGAGAAGGGGGGAGUGGCCUCCAUCUUUUCCGGUGAAUUAAACAGUGGGGAGUCCAGCGAGCAUCCUCUGCUCCGGAGAAAAAAGCAGCGAAGGCGUCUAGAAGGCAGGCCGGCGACGGCGUCUGGGCAGCGACUCCGGCGAUAUCUGCUAUAUCUGCAAUGUCUCUUUUCACUACCCAAUCGCCAACUGGAGUUGUGAGUUUCCUUCUAGUUUCAAUCGGAUCUGUUAAGUAAAUGUAAAUGUCGCUAGGCUUUUCUCAUUAAAGCCUAACAGUUGUGGAUUUAUGAAAAGCUACAAAUUCUGCAUCUAUUGUGACUUAGCUUUGAUUGUGAAUAGAUGUCUGCUGCGGCACAGCAUGCUUAAUGAGACUAUUUGACUCAUUAGAGUAUAUUAAGGUCUAAUUUAUGAACUAUUUAGGAUAAUUGUUGGAGCUGUUUUAAGGUCAUGUGUGUGUGUUUUAGUAUACUCAUAGGUAAUAUCUUCUAUUGUAAACUUCAUCACAUACCGGGAAUAGUAGAAGCUAGAGUUGAGAAUAUUAAUGAAGUAUGGAGUGUGUUGCAGGAAGCAGUGCACGGGCUGUGGGAUCCAACAAUGUGAAUGAGCAUAGUAGCCGUUCUCACUGGAUUAAGUCAUCCCUUAACAGACUUACUUCUCAAGUAAAAUCCUACUCAAUUGAUUUUCUUGUUGUUAUUGAGCCAAUUGUGGCUCCAAAUAAGCUGGACUCCUACAUGUUUAAGCUAGGCUUCACGAACUCCCGGGAUGUUCUUAACAACAAGAUUAUCAUGGUCACAACGGCGUCAAGAAUUGAAGGUCUAUAUUCCCUUGAUUCAAUGCUCGAUGUUAUUGAGGGGACAAAUAACUAAAUUAGCAUGCUCAAUGGACAAUUAGAAUGUAACUUUAAUUAUGUAAAGAUUAAAUUAUUGGAUCCUAU
Cuscuta campestris is the source of this 1116-nucleotide messenger RNA. The record is from the annotation of a GenBank genome assembly. NCBI's taxonomy places the organism in Eukaryota, Viridiplantae, Streptophyta, Magnoliopsida, Solanales, Convolvulaceae.